Messenger RNA from Caenorhabditis auriculariae, 838 nucleotides. The record is from the annotation of a GenBank genome assembly. Lineage: Eukaryota; Metazoa; Nematoda; Chromadorea; Rhabditida; Rhabditidae.
AUGCCAUUGCAAAACAGCCUUAGCUAUCUAAACACAACUUCGACUUUGAUCACAACGAUUUCGUCGAAUGUCUCUGAUCCUUUGCUCUCCAUCAACACAACAAGCGUCUCUUCGGCAAACUUUACUGAACCUGAAAACAACGGAGGAUCUGAAACUACUAUUUCUUCGACUUUCAGCACUUCGACUCCGAUUCUUGCAGCCAGUCCUCAACUCAAAAAUGAUCCUACUGAAUCGUCAUCUGAAUAUUCGAACUCAUCGUCUGUUUCCACAACUGUGCUACUUGGUGACGCGUUUUCUGUACCUUCAGUUAAUGAGACUGAGACUUCAUUUGGCAGCUUAAACGUUUCCAAUAUCACGUUAUCUCAAGAAAAUGUCACCGUGGCAACAUUUAAUAACUCCGAUGCUCUUCAGACUUCAACGACGACCUUGGCAACUGACCAAACUGCUCCAACUAAAUCCGAUUUCAUUUCUGACCCGAGUAGCAGCACAACUGGAUCCGGAGAAGUUGGACUUUCGACGUCUGACCCAAUGGCUAUGGAGACUUCCACUCCGACCGUUACCUCCACAAAUUUCAGCGCAUCAGAUUCAACUGUGAAUGCUUUCCUUACGCCUCAGUACGAUUCUGUCAGCCAAGUAACUUUUUCCACCCCAGACACAAUGGCUUCUUCUAACUUCGUCCUGAUUCCGACCACGACUCAGCCUUACGGCAGCGAUGCGGAAUUCUACGCAAGAACUGGUUUCAAGAUAGUGCAAGUCUAGUUUAUACUAAAUUAUUUUUCUUUCAGACCUCAUCACUUAUCAAAUCAACAUAAACGACAACUCAGCGACAGAAACCUAA